AUGGCAGAAACAACAACAAAAACCCCAUCCGGUUCUGUGCCUGUGUCGGACCAAGACCAGACUACCCAAUAUCAGUGGGAGUCUGGGCCACAAGACAUACUCCCGAGCGCCUGGGAUGAGUCGGUACUCAAUAAUGUGCUCGGAAACGACAAUAUGAGUCUGAAAGAGCAGGAGCACAUAUGGACCGUCAAGCCGCCCACCUCAAACGAGUUCCUCCUCCCAGGGAGCCCAAAGUUGAACAAAGCCCAAGUAGUUCGUGGGCCAACGGCCCGGACACCGUCACCGCUGCUGUCCCACCAGCCGGUGUGCUUCAACUCGGAGGAGGAAGAGUACGGGUAUUACAUAGCCUCCGAAGACCAUUUACAGCUUGAAGAUGGCUUUCUCUUGUCGCAGCUUGGCGACGGCCGAGACCCGUCUGUGGCUCAACAAGCAACUAUGAGAUACUUGCCUGACCGGUACAGUGAGGGUGGUGCUGGAAGGGAUAGGCCACACAAUGGUGGAGAAACAUCAUUUAGAGGCUCACUGGAGUUUUUCUCCGCUUCAUUUUUCGAAAGUUGGGAUAUUGGGAUUCAGAAGAGUGUUGAGACAACCGGUUGCGGCAGGGAAACGUCGGGGCAGACAGGGAGAUGA
Messenger RNA from Clonostachys solani, 630 nucleotides. NCBI's taxonomy places the organism in Eukaryota, Fungi, Ascomycota, Sordariomycetes, Hypocreales, Bionectriaceae. The record is from the annotation of a GenBank genome assembly.